AUGUCGACUACAGAAAACCAAAUGAGCGUCGUUCAACAAAUUGACCGUCAAAAUUCUGACACCCGAAAUUCUGACAUACUAAAUUCCCGAAAUAACAUCCCGAUAUCUAAAGUUCCGAAAAUACUAAAAUCCGACAUUCAUCCCGAAAUGCUGACAUAG
Molecule: messenger RNA, 159 nt
Organism: Ambispora leptoticha
Lineage: Eukaryota; Fungi; Glomeromycota; Glomeromycetes; Archaeosporales; Ambisporaceae
Source: the annotation of a GenBank genome assembly